Schistocerca nitens (vagrant locust) is the source of this 1908-nucleotide messenger RNA. RefSeq names its product beta-catenin-like protein 1. The coding region runs from base 118 to 1833 and encodes 571 amino acids. The record is from RefSeq and is a predicted model, not a curated record. NCBI's taxonomy places the organism in Eukaryota, Metazoa, Arthropoda, Insecta, Orthoptera, Acrididae. The transcript has 11 exons. Gene Ontology annotation, cellular component: spliceosomal complex.
GGUUAUUGUUCAAGCCCUCAACACGCAGCGCUGUACAGCGAACAAGCCAGUAACUAAUUUUAAACAGAACAAUAGCAACAAGCGAGACCGAAGUUUUAUGGGAAGAGUGCUGCAGCGAUGGACAUAGGAGAAUUACUAUCAUACAAGCCUCCAAACACUCCAAAGCGUCUCCAGGAUGAUGAUGAAGAAGAAGACUACGAAAAUGAAUUUGAAAGGCACCGUAAAAUAAAAAAGGUAUCGGUGUCGAAGAAUAACCAAAUUGAAAUAGACAGGUCUGAUAAACAAAAGAAAAUACAGAAACCUCAGGAAAUACUAAAUCCUGAUAUCACUGAAGAAGAAAGGGAGAAAAUAUUGAAACUAGUGGAGACUGAAACAGUUGAGGGAGAGCCUCUUGAUGAAGCAACUCUAAAACGGAUGAUUCUGCUAUUUGAAAAGAGAGCACUGAAAAAUCAGGAAAUGAGAAUUAAAUUUCCUGACAUGCCAGAAAAAUUUAUGGAAUCUGAGGUAGAAUUACAUGAAACAAUUCAAGAGCUGCAUGCAAUUGCUACUGUACCUGACUUAUAUCCUAUCAUGGUUGAACUGCAGGCCGUUCCCUCCAUGCUUGAACUUCUAGCGCAUGAAAAUACUGACAUGUCAGUGGCUGUGGUUGAUUUACUUCAGGAACUCACUGAUGUUGAUAUCCUUAAUGAGAGUGAGGAAGGAGCUGAGGCUUUAAUAGAUGCAUUGUUGAAUCAACAAAUUUGUGCCCUUCUUGUUCAAAAUCUGGAACGUUUGGAUGAAUCUGUUAAAGAAGAGGCAGAUGGCGUGCACAAUACUUUAGCAAUAUUUGAAAAUAUAACAGAAUUUCGUCCAGAGGUUUGUGCUGAUGCUGCGAAACAGGGUCUCAUGCAGUGGCUGUUACGCCGACUUCGCGUGAAAGCCCCAUUUGAUGGCAAUAAGUUAUAUGCUAGUGAGAUGCUCAGCAUACUGUUGCAGGAUACUCCAGAGAAUCGACAGUUAUUGGGAGAUCUUGAAGGCAUUGAUGUGUUAUUGCAACAACUUGCGUUUUACAAAAGGCAUGAUCCAACUUCAAAUGAAGAACAUGAAAUGAUGGAGAAUUUAUUUAACUGCCUUUGUUCGAGCCUGAUGUAUGCACCAAACAGAGAACGUUUCCUACGUGGAGAAGGCUUGCAGCUUAUGAAUCUUAUGCUGAGGGAAAAGAAACUGUCUCGAAAUGGCUCGCUGAAAGUACUUGAUCAUGCCAUGUCUGGACCAGAUGGAAAAGAAAAUUGUAAUAAAUUUGUAGAUAUCCUUGGACUCCGAACAAUCUUUCCAUUAUUUAUGAAAACUCCAAAGAAGAAUCGCAAGCGUAUACUGACCACUGAAGAACAUGAAGAACACGUGGUCUCAAUUAUUGCAAGUAUGCUGCGCAACUGUCGGGGACCACAGCGCCAAAGAUUGUUAAAUAAGUUUACGGAGAAUGAUCAUGAAAAAGUCGAUCGACUUUUAGAACUGCAUUUUAAAUAUCUGGAGAAGGUUGAACAGGUGGAUGCAGAGCUAGACCGCGAGCGAAAGGAUGGUGAGGAUGAAGAUGAUGACAGCAAUUACUUGCGGCGACUUGAAGGUGGUCUGUUCACAUUACAGCUUGUAGAUUAUAUUAUAUUGGAAGUAUGUACAGGAGGUCCCAGCUCCAUCAAGCAGCGAGUAACUCAGAUCCUGAAUUUGAGGGGUGGCUCAGUGAAAACAAUAAGGCAUGUUAUGAGAGAGUAUGCAGGAAACCUUGGAGAUGCAGGUGAUACGGAUUGGAGAGAUGUCGAACAGCAACAUAUACUCCAGCUUGUAGACAAAUUUUAACUUUAGUCACUUGAUUUGUUUUGUAUGUAAAUAAUUGAAAGUGACUUGUAAUAAAGAUUUUGUUAUAUUUUUUUA